Penicillium cosmopolitanum is the source of this 363-nucleotide messenger RNA. RefSeq lists its product as uncharacterized. NCBI's taxonomy places the organism in Eukaryota, Fungi, Ascomycota, Eurotiomycetes, Eurotiales, Aspergillaceae. The coding region runs from base 1 to 363 and encodes 120 amino acids. The transcript has 2 exons. The record is from RefSeq and is a predicted model, not a curated record.
AUGGAACCCCGAAAACUACCUGGCCCAGCCGAAGAUAUCCGAAAGGAAAUUCAGGUAUUAAUACCACAACUUAAGACAGUGGAAGAAGAUGAGAGUGGAAAUAAGAAGUACAGUGGGGAUACACUUUCGGAGCUCGUAUCUCGAAUGAAAUCUGCUCUUCAAAUCGAUGGGAACUGGGAAGGACGUUUAAGAUACUGGUCGAAGCGCACAAAACUAGACCUUCGAGAUACGGCAUACCUUAUACCAAUCCCAAAUGAGAUUGAAGUGAACGGGUGGUUCCUGAAGGACGGGUGGUUCGUACAAGUUAAUAAUAACCCAGUUGUCGGCGCAGGCGCAACUACUUUGGUCAUCACGCCUCGUUGA